Molecule: messenger RNA, 1290 nt
Organism: Colletotrichum graminicola M1.001
Lineage: Eukaryota; Fungi; Ascomycota; Sordariomycetes; Glomerellales; Glomerellaceae
Exons: 1
Coding region: 1-1290 (429 amino acids)
Molecular function (GO): zinc ion binding
Source: RefSeq, a predicted model, not a curated record
AUGGUCUCCCGAACUCCGCGGGGCAGCGGUCGGCGGCUCAUGUACAACAGCAACUACAGCCGCAGCAGCGCAGGUGGAAGCGCAAGCCGGAGCAGAACACACACCCCCAGAAGCGGCCGGCACACCGCUGGAGAGACGGGCUCCUCCCCGUCGCCUCCCCCGUCACAGAAGAGGCGCCUGGACGGGCUCUACCUGGAGGGGAACUGGUACUGCAAUUGCACGCCGCGGCAGCAGGCCGCGCACCUCCAGGUGAAGAAGAAGAAUGCCAACAACGGGCGGUUCUUUUACAAGUGCGAGAAGAGACGGGGCGGGUGUACCUUCUUCCUCUGGGAGGAGGACGCGAAGAACCGGGACGAGGGGUCCACGUUGACCCUGCCGCCGAUGCCGACGGACGGCGCUCCCGCUGCCGGUACCAUCCCGACGGCGCAGCUUCCGACGCCGAGCACGGCUUCCGCCAUUAAGAACGCCUCGAGGCCCGCUACCGCCGCGGCAACAGCUGCGCCGCCGUCGCCCUCUGCGCAGAGGAGCGUCGCCAGGCAGAAGUUCCUGGAUACCUACUUCUCGACGACCCGACAGACGCAAGCUGCCCUCGAGGCAGACGGUCCACCGGACGAGGCCGGGGCUGAGGCAUCACCCCGUCCCGCCAAGAGAAAAAGGGUGCUCUUCGAUUUCGACUCGGACGACGGCGCGGACGAGUACGGGCUGGGCGACGUGUCGUCGGACGAGGAGAGGGCGAUGAACGAAGCCAUGGAGCGCAGCGCCAGAAAGCUUCGUGGUGCGGCGCCGCCGCUGCCGCCGCCGUCGCCGUCUACGCCUGCAGCGCAGCGUACGGUGCGGGAUGGAGCCGCCCUGCCCACGCCGCAGACGGUCACGCGGACGCUCUUCCCCGACGCCAAGCGGCCGAGGCACGACGAUGCCGGCCAGUCCCCCAACACGUCCUUCUCCACGAGCACGAGCACCGCCACCGGGGACGCGGGGCUAUGCUCGUCGACGCCGUCCAGGGGAGAGGAGCAGCUCGACCCGACCGAGGAGGUGCUGGCGCUGCUGGCCGGGCAAAAGGUCGACGACGCGACGGCGCGGGCUGUCGGGGACGUGCUGCGGCGGUUCUCGAUGCAGGCGAAAGGGCUGGCCCGGGGGCGGGAAACGGUGCGGGCGGCGCUCAAGGCUAAGGACGAGAAGAUUGCGGCGCUGCAGGAGCGGGUGGCGAGCCUGGAGGCGCGGACCCGGGCGCAGAGGGAGGAGAUCGCCGACUUCAAGGCGGGCAUGAUGGACCUAUACUCGAAGCACUGA